AGAUUAUUGUUAUCUUCUAAUUAUGAUGAUUCAGAAUAGAAAGUUACAGGAGGUAGAAAUGAUUUUGGAGCAAAGUUAGCAAAUUUUUUUAGUUCUUAUUUUAAAUAGAAACAAUUCAUGAACAUAAGAAUUUUACAAUGUUUUGGACAGAAAAUAUGGCAGGUAUUUUACCAAUUGAUGUAUAUUUGAAUGUGAAGAAGAUUGGAAUAAAUAAUUUUAAGGAUUAUGCAUAAUUAUAUGGUAUAAAUGGGAAAUUUGCAUAUUCAUUUUAGAAUAAACCAGUAUUGAUAAGUUCUUCAGAUGGUUAAUUUGGUUGGGUUUCAUUUGUGAAUUCUAUAAAUACAAUAAGAGGGGGAACACAUGUUAAUUAUAUAGUUGAUUAGAUAGUAGAAGGUUUCUUGGUUCCUAUAAAAAAGAAAUAUAAAGAGAUAAAGAAUAUCAAAUACCUUCUAGUUUAGAUGGACUAAAGCCAACAUAAAGAAAGAUUAUUCAUACUUUACUUAAUCAUAAUAAAUAAGAAUAUAAAGUUAGUUCUUUAAGUGGAUUAGUUUUGA
Messenger RNA from Paramecium sonneborni, 554 nucleotides. The record is from the annotation of a GenBank genome assembly. Lineage: Eukaryota; Ciliophora; Oligohymenophorea; Peniculida; Parameciidae.